AUUUGUUGUUUAUUGCACGCGGUCAGAAAAAAAGUGAGUAAAUUUCUACUAUUCUUCUAGGAAUGUUAAAAAAGGAAACAAAUCCUUUUGCUCAGCUUGGGCUUAGGCCAUGGUUGACUAAGCAAUUAACAAAAUUGGGUUUAAAACAAGCAACUCCCAUUCAACAGGCAUGUAUACCAGCUAUACUGGAAGGAAAGGACUGUAUAGGAGCCGCGAAAACAGGAUCGGGUAAAACAUUUGCGUUUGCCUUACCUAUUUUGGAGAAAUUAAGUGAGGAAGCCACUAGCCACUUUGCCUUAGUUUUAACACCAACACAUGAAUUGGCGUACCAGAUAUCAGAACAAUUCCUAGUGGCUGGACAGCCCAUGGGUGUGCGUGUAUGUGUAGUCUCUGGUGGCACCGAUCAGAUUGUGGAAGCCCAAAAAUUAAUGCAACGGCCUCAUAUUGUGGUGGCCAUGCCAGGGCGCCUAGCCGAUCAUCUUACGGGUUGUGAUACUUUCUCCUUUGACAAUCUUAAAUUUCUGGUUGUUGAUGAAGCUGAUCGCAUGUUAAAUGGUGACUUCGAUGAAAGUCUUAAAAUAAUCGAACAAUGUAUACCAAAGGAAAGACAAAAUUUAUUCUUCUCCGCUACAAUGAAGGAUUUCAUAAAGGAGUCCAGCAUAUUUCCCAUAGCAAAUGAUUGUUUAGAAUGGUCCGAAGAAUUUCAGGUUGCUACAGUGGAAACAUUGGAUCAGCGCUACUUACUAUGUGCCGAUUAUGAUCGCGAUAUGGUUUUAGUAGAGGCCUUACGCAAAUACCGCGAAGAGGAUGAAAAUUCCAAUGUUAUGAUCUUCACCAACACCAAAAAGUACUGUCAACUCUUGUCUAUGACUUUGAACAAGGUUGGCAUAGAGAAUGUCUGUUUGCAUGGAUUCAUGCGACAAAAAGAACGUGUGUCCGCCUUGAAUCGAUUCAAGUCUAGGCAUGUUCGCACUUUAAUAGCAACUGACGUAGCAGCUCGUGGGCUGGAUAUUCCAAGUGUUCAGUUGGUUAUAAAUCAUCGAUUGCCACGCACUCCAAAGGAAUAUAUACAUCGUGUGGGGCGCACUGCUAGGGCUGGUCGAAAAGGUUUGGCCAUCUCAAUAUUUCGUUUUCCAAGGGACUUGGAGUUGCUGGGCGAAAUAGAGGAAGCCAUUAAUACCAAAUUGACGGAACAUCCCAUAGAUCAACAUAUGGUCGAGCGUAUUUUUAUGCAAGUCAAUGUUACUCGCCGUGAAUCGGAAAUACAAUUGGACAAUAAUGAUUUUGAUGAAAGAGCCCAAAAUUAUAGAAGAAAACAAUGGAUUUUGGAUGGUAAAGAUCCGGAUGAGAUGGAGAAUAUAUAUCGCAAGAAACAAAAGGACAAAAUUCGUGAAAUCAAACAAAAACGUAGAUCUCGACAAAAAGAACAACAAAAUCAAGAUGCUCAUGCUCUAACAAAAGAUGAACGGUUCAAAGGCGUCGAUGCUGAUCGUUUUAAGAAAAAGAAAAAACCCACUAAAGCCAACACAGAUGACACCACCGAUGCAAACCAAAAGAAAAAACAAACAGCCGAUAAACGUUUUAAAACGGCCUUACCCAAUAAAAAAUCCAAAGCGUUGUUGUUAGGCCAAAAAACAAAGAAGAAAUUAUAACAACAAAUUGUACAGCAAUUCAAAUGUUUUCAUUCGAAACAAAACAAAUGAAUAUCAGGUCUUAUUUUGUUGUCCAAACUUAUGGCUAAUAAAGCAUCUUCUGGGUGAAUUUCUAAUAAAGCUUUGGCGCCAUCAUUGAAGGGGUAUGAAAUGCUACCGUCAAUAACCAAAUCUGCAAUGAAAAAAUGUGAAGGAUUUAAUAUAUGUGU
Molecule: messenger RNA, 1861 nt
Organism: Stomoxys calcitrans (stable fly)
Lineage: Eukaryota; Metazoa; Arthropoda; Insecta; Diptera; Muscidae
Gene: Dbp45A
Product: probable ATP-dependent RNA helicase Dbp45A
Exons: 7
Coding region: 63-1652 (529 amino acids)
Molecular function (GO): RNA helicase activity; nucleic acid binding; ATP binding
Source: RefSeq, a predicted model, not a curated record